Messenger RNA from Humulus lupulus (European hop), 1630 nucleotides. RefSeq lists its product as uncharacterized. The transcript has 5 exons. The record is from RefSeq and is a predicted model, not a curated record. Lineage: Eukaryota; Viridiplantae; Streptophyta; Magnoliopsida; Rosales; Cannabaceae. The coding region runs from base 103 to 1119 and encodes 338 amino acids.
AAAGGUAUAGUCAUUAUUUCUAAAUUUCACCCACAUUUUCUCUUAUUUUAGAUUUAGGUAAAGUGGAAGCAAAACCCUAACUUGCAGAAAACAGAGAGAGACAUGAGUAUUCGACCGUUGGAUUUGGUUACGCCAACUGAGACUUUAGAAAUAGAAAACGGACUCUCGCUUGUGCCGCGCCUGAGGUUGAACCUCACGGUGUUCCCGGCGAGCCCUUCGGUGACGAAACCCAUUGACGAGUGGAAGGUGAAGCGAACCUUAAUAGACUUCCUCAAGACCUCUCUAUCCGUCCCCAUCACCGUCCCUGAGGAAGAUCUUCAGAUCAAACGGUUCAAGGACCUUAAGAAACGAAAGCGUGAUGACCCUUUGGCUUUCGGCUCCCUCUUCAUUCGCGACCUUGGGUUUAUCAAGAAGAAUAAAGAUGAAGAAGAGGACCUGAAGGCCAUGGAGGAGAAGUUCUUGCAUUGGAGAAGGUACAUUGUUGACAAGAUGGAUGGAAUCGACUUGAAUAUCGAAGGCUUGAAGUUCAACCUAAACGUAGCCAUUCCGGCGUCUGAUGAUUUCCAAGGUAUGAAGAAAGAUUGGGAGGACUACUUCGUUUUUGGGAAUCGAGGGUAUUCGAGGGGUGGGAAGCAAGAGCCAGAUACAGUAGUUCUGAGGGGUGUUCCGUCACGGUGGUUUGCUGAGCCGCGGGUUUCAUCAAAGCCUUCCAUGCUGGUUACGCAUACCAUUUUUUCAACAUUUGGAAAGAUAAGGAAUCUUAAUGUUGCUGAGGACGAUGAUCUAGGUAAGGAUGCAAACGAGGAUGAUUCAGACAUAAUUUCAGGCCUUCAUUGUAAGAUUGUGGUUCAGUUCGAGAAGUACAAGGACUUCUACAAUACUUUAAAAGUAUUAUGUUGCCGCUCAUUGCAGAAGGAAGGAUCAAGAUUGAGGGCGGAUUAUGAAGUUACUUGGGACAGAGAUGGCUUUUUCCAAAACAUGAGAAAUAAAACACAGGAGAAAGGUGGGAUAAGAGAAAUGGCAGCAGCGCAUUAUAGAAGUGAAGCACCUAGACAUCAGCACAAACAGAUUUCACGUAUCAGUCCUGAUGAUAUGCGCCGAAAGAGAUUCAAGGACUAAGGAAUUUGAAUAAACAGAACAUCUGAAAUAUUUCUCGAGGAGCUGGAACUAGUGAAAGCGAGUUUAUCACUUAAGUUCAGCAGUACAUCACAACCAAGUCCUUGUUUUUCACUCACUAGCGAGUGUAUCUUUGUAACCUCAAUAGUCAAUACAUCACAACCAAAGACCUUUGUUUUUCACGAGCGAGUGUGUCUCUGUAAUACAUCACGACCAAGCCCUGGUUUUUCAUUGUUUAACUCGAAAUGUAAUAAUAAUUGGAUGUUUUAGGCCGCUGCUGGUAUAUUGUACGUCAAUACAUCACAACCAAAGACCUUUGUUUUUCACGAGCGAGUGUAUCUCUGUAAUACAUCACGACCAAGCCCUGGUUUUUAAUUGUUUAAUUCGAAAUGUAAUAAUAAAUGGAUGUUUUAGGCUGCUGCUGGUAUAUUGUACAAAUAACUAGCAGUGAUGUUGUAAUUUUGCAAAAAAAAAGUUCCAAUCUUUAUAAUAAGGUGAUAUUUAAGGUUUUAAA